GAAGUCGAAGGACUUGUAUUUGUUGUUGUUGCAGGUGACGAUCAGUUUUAUGUUUGUGUGAAUAAAGCUGACAUUAUAAUGGCAAGUCUUCAGCAAACACGUCGCAAAUACACCACUGUUAUUGAUCUGCGAAGGAUUCUUCAGCAGAAGACCUAAUGUCAACAACACGCCCCGCCGCAUGUGAUGCUUAGUACACUUCAAGAUGCUGAAAGCCUUUUUGGAGUUGGGCAGAAAGAGAAAGUGGUGCUGAGAAUUCCUGGGAAGUGUGCUGGGUAUUUCGAACUCAAGCAGUUUGAUCCUAACUUCUUGUCUGAAGGCGAAAUACUUUGUCGUUACCCCGAAUGCUGUAAGAUAAAUCUUCAAGCACAAGGAAGCGGCAAUAGGCGAGAAUUGUACCUCUGCCCAACUCACGUAGACAGGCUGAACACGGUCUUUUCUCAAGCCAUAAAGGGAGGACCGGUUACAGACAAGAACUUUUCUUUGAGCAUGGAAGACCACGAUCAAAAAGAUCUCACAGAAUUCACGUCACUGAUCGGACUUCUGGAGGUAGUUUAUCACGCUAAAGAGAAAUCUCCCGAGAUCCUUGAGGCUAUUCUGAAUGCGAGAAACUUCUUGAUCAUCACCAGCACGGUGCUGCAGCCAAUUAUUGCUGGUCCGACGGCAGUGCCGCUUGUCGCUCUAAUGUUGAGGCUUAUUUUGGAGAAUAAAAAUGACACUGGAAAAGUAAAUUGCUUGGUUUCUGGUCUCCAUAAAGUCAUAGAGGUGAAUCUUGGAGCUUUUGGGAUUGUCUAUUCAUGGAUCUCAAAAUCUACUAUCGGAAGUGAAAGGUUUGCCAAGGGGGGUAUUGAUGUUGUUGUUAAAGGAGCAUGCCUUCUUGGAUUCCUUCUAGGUUUAUUUGCAUUAUCUGUUGGAUACUAUAAAUGGAAAGUACCAGUGGUGUCCACUUACUGGAAGGAGAUAGCCGUUGGUGGAGGGCUUGUCUCUGUCUAUGAAUGCUGUUCAGGAAACAGUGGCUCUUCGGAAAAUGGAGACCUUAGCAGUCGACGUAUCGACAUGUAUUAUUUUCAGGGAGAUGCUGAUGGUGGACUGGAAGUUAGUGUUUUUACCCAAGACCAGUAAAUGUGGUUACUAGAUCUAUUGUAACCACACUCAAGUCCUUGCAAACCAGACUAUUCAGAAAAAUCUUUUCUGAUAACCUGCCUUUGUCCUCUUGGCCUUAUGACGCAUCAGAUAAUGGGAUAAACGACCAUAAACUGUUUAGAAACUUGUCAAGCAAAACCUCAGGAAAUAAUCUCUUAAAGUUUGUGAGUAUCAAAAUUAGUAGUAUAAAGAAAACGUGCAUUUUUUCAGAUUAUAGUGAUGACAGUAAAAGAGUUUCUAGUCAAGAAAUUUUUCUGUGCUAGGGUAGGGAUUUUUUUCUUUGGCAUCUAGUCUAGGUAGACUAAUUCAAAGAGGGCAGACAGCAAAUUGCUCUUGCUCGAAAUAUCUAAAAGUCACAACUGUUCAUCAGUAGGAUGCCUAAAAUGUGUGCAAUUCCACAACUGGUUUUGGCUCCAUUAAAUCCUAUACCAACUGUAGAACAUUUUAGGAGGAGCCACCCACAAUGUGAGCACAGGCACUGACAAGGUGUAUGAGUAGGAAAACAACAAAGAAAGUGUAACGCAUUAAAUAACAAAAUGAAUUUUUGUGUCAAUUAAAUAAGUAAAUAAAGCAUGUGCAUAUUUAAAUAGUGUGCACACUCAACCUACACUUACUGAAAGGAAAAUAAAACUAUUAAAUUAACAAAGGAUAUGACGGUCCCAUUCACCCAUUGAGUGCCAAUUUCAUUUGAUACUUAUCAAUGAUAAACCCUUGGUGCUUGAAGGUAAGGUAGCGUUUGAAAUAUGUUUAGAGACCCCUCCACUUCAAGGGUAAAAGGUUAGUAAUGAUGAUUCAGACUACUCCAGAUGUAAUGUGAGAAAUAAAUAUAUAGUGUUGAAGUCACUUUGAAUAUAUUUCAAGCACUAAAACUAGUUUACAUUUAACAUGAACCACAGGAAAAAAUAACG
Messenger RNA from Porites lobata, 2048 nucleotides. NCBI's taxonomy places the organism in Eukaryota, Metazoa, Cnidaria, Anthozoa, Scleractinia, Poritidae. The record is from the annotation of a GenBank genome assembly.